AUGUCCUUUCUCCGUAAUCCUUUUCUGCUCCUUGGCGUCAAUCUUUCCGCGAUAGCCGGCUCAACAUACCUACUUCGGUCUCAUCACAUCUAUAACUUGGAAGAACACGAAGCGCGCAUGGACGAACUUGAGGGUACUCUCAGGGGCCACAUUGGCUUGAUUGAAGAAUCUUUGGACCGGAUAGAAGGCAACGGGACAGAAGCUGACAGGGGAAUGAAGAUGAAUGAAUACUACGGCAAGAGAGGCAGGGACGAGAAACAGCAAUGA
Molecule: messenger RNA, 267 nt
Organism: Bacidia gigantensis
Lineage: Eukaryota; Fungi; Ascomycota; Lecanoromycetes; Lecanorales; Ramalinaceae
Exons: 2
Coding region: 1-267 (88 amino acids)
Source: RefSeq, a predicted model, not a curated record